Messenger RNA from Trichophyton rubrum CBS 118892, 3952 nucleotides. RefSeq names its product sodium/hydrogen antiporter. Gene Ontology annotation, cellular component: plasma membrane. Gene Ontology annotation, biological process: regulation of membrane potential; sodium ion export across plasma membrane; intracellular potassium ion homeostasis. The record is from RefSeq and is a predicted model, not a curated record. The coding region runs from base 842 to 3952 and encodes 1036 amino acids. The transcript has a single exon. Gene Ontology annotation, molecular function: sodium:proton antiporter activity. NCBI's taxonomy places the organism in Eukaryota, Fungi, Ascomycota, Eurotiomycetes, Onygenales, Arthrodermataceae.
UUUCCCAGUCAGUGCGUUUUUUUUUUCUUAUUUUUAUUUUUUAUUUUUUUAUUGUUAUUUUUCUGCUCUUCUGCUCGAUCGAGUAACAAGAACGACCGACGACCGCCGGCCGGCUUCAACGCUGCUACAAGUCGACUGCUCGCCACACAGCCUGACCUGGCCCUCCGCUGACGACGCUGACAGGGUGAGCCGGGUUGCUGAGUGGCUGCAUGAAAGGGGGAAGAAAAACAGAAACAGAGAUCGGCCCGAUUAUCAUCAGAAGUAGGUGGAUGGGGUCCCUAGUCGAGCGUGCAGAAACUUUGCCGGUGGAUACGCCAGCGACAGCCCUGGGAGGAUUGAAACCCAGCCAAAUUCUCGUGGAGGUUCCUUGCUCGGUUCUCAUCCGUGGCGAACCUCCUUGGGUUUAAAUAGCUGUGCCAUCGCCCCUCCUUGCCCUGCCGCCAAUAGCUCCGAUUCGAAGGAACACAAGAAGCGGAGGGAAGAGAGCAACUGCCGGCAUCUGCUCUCAACCAGCCUUCCUUUCACACAUCUGUUCCCGAGCUCGAUACCCUCUGCCCACCGCGGGUGCGGGACUAUAGCUUGAGGCUAUGGUAAGAUCAAGAGCUACUCUUGGAUACAUAACGUUUUGGCAGUCUCUGGUGGACGUCUCUAUUUAAUCGGAAGUCAUCGGAAGCGGUUAGAGAGUUGAACGAUAUUACCUGUUAGCCGGAGAAUAUCAAAAGAAGACCGACACACACCCAACAACCAUCAACUAUAUUUUCCCACUGCAUAUCCUCCAUUUUAGCCUGGCUGGUUUCAGGCCCGUUGACUGGCUAGAAGCAUUCUCGUUUAUUUCUCCGUCAUGGCGUGGGACCACCUCGAUUUCGACAAGCCACAUUUGGCAUACAUGAUCCUUGGCGGGUUCACAAGCCUUUUCAUGCUGUGCUCCCUGUUUGUCAAGGAGAAGCUCUACAUUGGAGAAGCAACCGUUGCCACGUUGUGUGGUGUUAUUUUCGGACCGCACGCCGCAAACCUUUUCAACCCGAUAUCGUGGGGGAACGUCGACAAGCUUACCCUCGAGUGCUCCCGGAUCGUCCUGGUCGUGCAAUGUUUCGCCGUCGGUGUCGAACUGCCUAAGUCCUACAUGGAGAGGCAUUGGAGAUCCGUCAUCAUGUUGCUAUUGCCCAUCAUGACUAUCGGAUGGCUGGUGACCAGUCUUUUCAUCUGGUGGAUGGUUGAGCCGUUGUCCUGGCUGGAGAGCUUAAUUUGCGCCGCAUGCGUUACAGCCACCGACCCCGUACUGGCGUCCUCCGUCGUCGGUAAGGGCAAGUUUGCGAAACGAGUGCCCAAGCAUCUCCGAGAUGUCCUCUCCGCGGAGUCCGGAUGCAACGACGGCAUGGCUUUUCCUUUCAUCUAUCUCUCCUUAUAUCUGAUGGCCUACCAUCAGAACAGUGCCAAGGUCGCCGAGCACUGGAUAGUGGUAACUAUCCUGUAUGAGUGUAUCUUUGGCGCCAUAUUCGGCUUCCUUAUCGGCUACGCUGGUCGUCACGCCAUCAAAUUUGCAGAAUCCAAAAAGCUGAUUGACCGAGAGAGUUUCCUUGUUUUCUACUUUGUUCUCGCUCUUUUCUGUGCUGGUGCUGGUAGUUCACUCGGUAUGGACGAUCUCUUGAUCGGGUUUUCUGCUGGCAUUGGAUUCAGUAACGACGGCUGGUUCACCGAAAAAACCGAAGAAUCUCAUGUCUCUAACGUCAUUGAUCUGUUGCUUAACUUGGCUUAUUUCGUCUACUUCGGCGCUAUCAUCCCCUGGGAACAGUACAACCUACCGGACCUAGGCUUGGUUCCGUGGCGCUUGGUCAUCCUUGCAAUCCUAGUCAUUUGCUUCCGCCGAAUCCCAGCCAUGCUUAUGAUGAAGCCCUUCAUUCCAGACGUUAAAACAUGGCGAGAAGCUUUGUUCGCAGGCCAUUUUGGCCCAAUUGGCGUCGGUGCCAUAUUUGCCUGUAUUUUGGCACGAGCUGAGCUUGAGACGCACAGUACUCAACCGCUGUCAGAGCUCCCUAAUCCAGGAACCAAGGACUAUAUCAUCAUAUAUGUGAUCUGGCCUAUCACCACAUUCUUGGUCAUCACUUCUAUCAUCGUCCAUGGCUCCUCCAUCGCGGUUUUCACCUUGGGUAAACAUAUCAACACUUUAACCUUGACAAUGUCUUAUACCCAGGCCCACGAGGAUGGGCCAUCCUGGAUGAACCGUCUCCCCAGGAUCCAGUCUACAUCAAAGACGUCCCUCUCUAUGAGAAAGGACUCCUGGGAAACGAUGGAGAAGCCAGAACUCCCCCCUGGAACACUGGGGCCCAUUGGAGUCCCAGGAAAUCUUCUAAGGCGACAGAGGGAUGAUGAUCCCUAUAGCACACCAGCUAGCCGUGCAUCGAGUUUAAGACCUAACCGCAGACGUAAACAAGGAGUUCAGGGAGCUGGCGGACCGAUCAGCCAGUCUGCUAUUACUCCCCAGCGAAGGCCUGAGGGACAAUUACAAGUCAGCAAACCUCCAACUCCUGAAGCGGAGGCCUCCGAGGAUACAAGGGGGCGUCGACAGUUUUCUGAAGGAGGGCAACCCACUUCUCCACGGGCUGAGGUUUACCAGGAGGGAGACAAUAUCAUUGUUGAAGAUGAGGAAGGAAAUGUACUUGAGCCCGACAGGGUUGUGAAAGAAAAAAGCAGCGAAGCCAGCAAACCAUCUGGUAUAGAGUCUAAGGGGGGAAUUAUGCAGAAACUCUUCCCCGCCUGGGCUGGCUUUGGCAAUAGCCAAAAAGUUGAAUCUCAUCCCCAAGUCAACCGUGCACGCCGCUCUGCUCGAGCAUAUCAAUUUGCUAACACCAUUAUUGUCGAGGAUGAAGACGGAGAAGUCAUUAAGAAAUACACUAUCCCUUCAUCCCCCAAAAAGGAAACUGGAGCUGGGACUGCUGGUACUGAGGAGGAACAACCUAAGUUGCUACGUCGUAUCACUAAGCUUGGUACUUGGACCGGUGAUGGUGCUGGCGAGUCUGCCGCAGCUGCGGCAAAGAAAGCCGAGGAGGAAGAUGCAGGCAUCCGAUUUACUGUACCUGUUUCUGGGGAUGUUGAUGAUCACUUGAGAGGCCGCAGAAUGAGCAAACAAGACUUCAUCAACCAAAUGCAACAUCUCGGGCCCAAGUCACCCAGCGAUGGCUCCUCAAAGUUCAGUUACAUCUUCCGACGUGACGGCAAUCGAGGACGAGCCAACCCUCACCGCAGCAUGCCUAUUAGUGGCCCCCAUGGUGGAGGUGUUGAGAGCAUGCCAUCACCCGAGGAGAUAUCAGAAAUGUUAGCUCAAUACGCUGGUCCUGAGGGUUCAGCUGCCGAUAAACAACGCCGCAAACUAUCAGACCCAGUAUCCCGAGGAUCAUCUCUCAGUCGUCAUGACUCCGAGGACGAUGGUACCGAACGUAUUCCGCCUGCCCAUCGCCGUGCGAUUGCCGCAGGACAACAGCCGCCUGACCUGCAUUCCCCAACUGUACCUUCCGCUCGUAGCAGCAAACAUGUUUCCAAGCUCGACGAUGAUAUAGAAACCCCCGCGGAACGGAAACGUCGUCUUGCCGCUCUCGGUGAAUACCGCAGCCCGUCAAUGCAACGUGAAUCCGACAGCGAGGACGAUGGAGAGCCUCGUGUAGUCAAGGGAAAGGUCCAAUUUGCAGACGGAACCAAACCGGCAAAGAGAAAGUCUCCCGUGCAGGCUAAUUUCUCGCCGUCCACUGGUGUUACCUCGCCGGACCUACCUUCUUCUCCUCCACCCGUUUAUGCUCCUGAGAGCAACCCUCUCUUUGAUAACGGCAACGCUCCUGACUCUGCGGGCCAAAGCAUCAACGAAGGGGCUGGCAAUGGCAAUGGAAACAACGGCCGCGAAAACACUCCUAGAAACGGUUCCAAAUCCAAGAUCUCGUGGGGAGGUGAGAUAGGUCGCUGA